Molecule: messenger RNA, 408 nt
Organism: Stegastes partitus (bicolor damselfish)
Lineage: Eukaryota; Metazoa; Chordata; Actinopteri; Pomacentridae
Gene: pmch
Product: pro-melanin-concentrating hormone
Exons: 3
Coding region: 1-408 (135 amino acids)
Biological process (GO): chemical synaptic transmission; behavior
Molecular function (GO): melanin-concentrating hormone activity; type 1 melanin-concentrating hormone receptor binding
Source: RefSeq, a predicted model, not a curated record
AUGAUCUCUGUCCACUCUGUCCUGUUUACUCUGGUGCUGUUCUCCGAGCUGAGCAGCAACGUGGUCGCUGUAGCCAUGCCUGCAGAAGAUGGUGAAACAGAACACGAAGGCCUGAAUUCGAUCUUUGGUGACGAGCCCAUGGUUGAACCAGCCGCCGUUCCCCUGGUGUACCGAAGGAACCUCGUGCUGGACAACGACGUCAGGGAUGAAGACGGGAGCCCGAAAGUCAUCGUCAUCUCCGACAUGAGGCUGAAAGGGCACAAUGUUCGUGGGCUGAACCCGGCCUUCACCCGGAGCUUGAGCCACACUCCUGCCGAGUACAGUUCAAAAAUAGAUCGCAGGGAGACCGACCUCGACGUGCUGCGAUGUAUGAUAGGAAGAGUGUACCGACCCUGCUGGGAGGCAUAA